AUGGAUGCAGUCGCGGAUGGAUGCAGCGAUGGAUGCAGGUCGCGGGAUAUGCGGGUCGGGAUGCAGGUCGGAUGGAUGCUUGCGGUCGGCGGUGAUGAUGCAGGUCGCGGGAUGGAUGCAGGUGGCGGAUGGAUGCAGGUUGCGGAUGGAUGCGAUGGAUGCAGGUCGCGGAUGGAUGCAGUGCAUGGAUGCAGGUUGCGGUGCAGGUCCGGGAUGGGAUGCAGGUCGCGGGAUUGGAUGCAGUUGCGGAUGGAUGCAGUGUUGCGGGAUGGAUGCAAGGUUGCGGGAUGGAUGCAAUGGGUUGCGGGAUGGAUGCAGGUCGCGGGAUGGAUGCAGGUUUGCGGAUGGAUGGGAUUGCGGGGUGGCAUUGCAGGUCGCGGUGGAUGGGAUUGCGGGAUGAUGCAGGUCGGGAUGAUGCAGGGGAUGCAGGAUUUGCGCAGGCGGGAUGAUGCAGGUCGCGGGAUGGAUGCAGGUUGCGGAUGGAUGGGGGAUGGAUUGCAGGUUGGGAUGGAUGCAGGUGCGGGAUGGAUGCAGGUUCGCGGGAUGGAUGCAGGUUGCGGGAUGGAUGCGGUUGCGGAUGGAUGCAGGUUGCGGGUUGCGGGAUGGGAUGCAGUUGCGGAUGGAUCGCGGGAUGGAUGCAGGUCGCGGGAUGCAGAUGGUAUGCAGGUCGCGGAUGGAUUGCAGGUCGCGGGAUGGGUCGCGGGAUGGAUGCAUUCGCGGAUGAUGCAGAUGCGGGAUGGAUGCAGUUCGGGAUGGAUGCAGGUUGCGGGAUGGAUGGCGGGAUGGAUGCAGGUCGGGGAUGGAUGCGCGGGAUGGAUGCAGUCGCGGGAUGGAUGCAGGUUGCGGGAUGGAUGCAGUCGCGGGAUGGAUGGAUGCAGGUUGCGGGAUGGAUGCAGGUCGCGGGGAUGGAUGCAGGUCGCGGAUGAUGGGAAUGCAGGUUGCGCAUGUGGAUGCAGGCGGGAUGGAUGCAGGUUGCGGGAUGGAUGCAGUCGCGGGAUGGAUGCAGGUCGCGGGAUGGAUGCAGGUGCGGGAUGA
Molecule: messenger RNA, 1035 nt
Organism: Penaeus vannamei (Pacific white shrimp)
Lineage: Eukaryota; Metazoa; Arthropoda; Malacostraca; Decapoda; Penaeidae
Source: RefSeq, a predicted model, not a curated record